Molecule: messenger RNA, 984 nt
Organism: Acomys russatus (golden spiny mouse)
Lineage: Eukaryota; Metazoa; Chordata; Mammalia; Rodentia; Muridae
Product: olfactory receptor 6C75-like
Exons: 1
Coding region: 1-984 (327 amino acids)
Biological process (GO): G protein-coupled receptor signaling pathway
Cellular component (GO): membrane
Molecular function (GO): G protein-coupled receptor activity; olfactory receptor activity
Source: RefSeq, a predicted model, not a curated record
AUGGAGAUGCUGAUGACAGAGGACACAAGGAAUGGGACAGCUGUUCAGGAGUUUAUCCUUGAGGGCUUCCCUGUGGCUGAGCACUUGGGGAGCCUCUUCUUCCUCGUGCACUUGCUGGCCUACUUGGCUUCCCUCACAGGCAACACGCUAAUUAUUGCUAUCACUUGUGAGGACCGCCGCUUACAGACGCCCAUGUACAUCUUCCUGAGCAGUUUCUCCUUUGUGGAGUGUUGUUUUAUAACUACCGUUAUUCCCAGGCUGCUCGCCAUCUUUCUGUCAGGGAGGCAAAGGAUUUCCUUUGUGGCUUGCUUCACACAAGCCUUUGUCUUUCUUUUCCUGGGGGCCACCGUUUUUUUCCUUAUGGCCGUGUUGUCCCUGGACCGGUAUCUAGCCAUCUGCAAACCUCUGCGUUAUCUCGCCAUCAUGAAUCCAAGGACGUGCUUCUUCCUCGUUGCUGUCUGUUUGGUUUUGGCCUUCCUCUUCAUGGUGGUUCCCGUGGUGAUGCUUUCCCAGUCAUUUUACUGUGGCCCCAACGUUAUUCCUCACUUUUUCUGUGAUUUUGGACCGCUGGCAAGUCUCUCCUGUUCAGACACCAGGUCUAUUGAAAUGCUGUUUUUUCAUCUUGCUUUAAUUGUGCUUUUUACAUCCCUUUCUAUAGCCAUCUUUGCAUACAGCAAUAUAGUAGCCACAGUAGUGCGUCUCCCCUCAGCCAGGGAGCGACAGAGAGCGUUUUCUACCUGUUCCUCUCAUCUCGUCGUCCUCUCUCUAAUGUAUGGCAGCUGUGUGUUUAUAUAUAUGAAGCCGAAGCAGACAAGCAGGCUGGACACCAACAGAGAGGCUGCUCUUGUGAACACAGUUGUGACGCCCCUGCUGAACCCCAUCAUCUACACCCUGCGCAACAAGCAGGUCCACCAGGCUCUGAGGGAUGCGCUGUCCAGGGUUAAAUUACACAGAUAUCAGAGGAGGAGUGCACCUCCCCUUUGA